GAUUUAAAUAAGACGCUUAAAGAACAAUCAGUUGUACUUCGCGCUAAAGUUUAAUACAAUCGAACUAUAUUCAACAGGUAAAACUUCCAAAUUAAUAGUGUAUUGUCAAAUGUUUAAGCAACUCCAUAUGAAUAUAUUUGCAUUAAUUUUUGUGAUAACUCUCGUGACGGCAAUGGCUAAUGUGUGGGCAAGAGAUGCUUGGGAAAAACCUGGUUGCCAUAAAGUUGGACACACUAGAAAAAUUAGCAUUCCCGAUUGCGUAGAAUUUCAAAUGACCACAAAUGCAUGCCGAGGUUUCUGUGAAAGUUGGGCAAUACCAUCAUCGCCAAAUGCAAAUCCUGGACAGCCUGUUACAUCCGUUGGGCAAUGUUGUAAUAUUAUGGAAACUGAAGAUGUACCUAUUAAAGUAUUAUGUCUGGAUGGGAUUAAAACAUUGACAUUUAAGUCAGCAACAAAUUGUGCAUGUUAUCAUUGUAAAAAAGACUAACUUUGAAAUAACAACAAUGCAUGUAAUGAAAAAUAUGAAGACUUCUUUUGUUGAUUAUAUAUUAGGUACUUAUUGUGUGUACAAAUAAAUUACGCAUAAUACUGGUAUACG
This is a messenger RNA of Chrysoperla carnea, 598 nucleotides long. RefSeq names its product thyrostimulin alpha-2 subunit (gene Gpa2). The record is from RefSeq and is a predicted model, not a curated record. Gene Ontology annotation, biological process: cell surface receptor signaling pathway. Gene Ontology annotation, molecular function: hormone receptor binding. The coding region runs from base 110 to 487 and encodes 125 amino acids. The transcript has 4 exons. Lineage: Eukaryota; Metazoa; Arthropoda; Insecta; Neuroptera; Chrysopidae.